Molecule: messenger RNA, 3849 nt
Organism: Ochotona curzoniae (black-lipped pika)
Lineage: Eukaryota; Metazoa; Chordata; Mammalia; Lagomorpha; Ochotonidae
Gene: ELK3
Product: ETS transcription factor ELK3
Exons: 5
Coding region: 402-1634 (410 amino acids)
Biological process (GO): cell differentiation; regulation of transcription by RNA polymerase II
Cellular component (GO): nucleus
Molecular function (GO): sequence-specific DNA binding; DNA-binding transcription factor activity, RNA polymerase II-specific
Source: RefSeq, a predicted model, not a curated record
GCGCGGGCGGCGUGGGGGCGUGCGGGCCCGGGAGCGGCGGGAAUGCGCGGGCCUCGGUGGGCAGCCCCGGCGCACAGCCGCGGCCGGGGCGUGCGGCGCGGGGCGGAAAAGCCUGUUUACACAGCCUGCACACCGCCUGGGGAAUAAUGCAGGAAAGGAAGUGAGCCGGCUCGGCCUGACUGCUCCAACUUCCUGCUCUCACACACACACGGGGGGGGGGGGGGGAGAAAAAAAAAAAGGAGCGAGAGAAAGAAAAAAAGGGGGGGGGGAAUCAGGAUCUCAUUACAACAGCAACAGAGCGUCUGCAGACGCCUGUCAGCAUGGAAAGUCGGGGGCUUUCGCCUGGGUCCUCCUAGACCUUGCCCCGAAGACGGCUCCUGAAGGCUCCCCCGCGUCUGGGCAUGGAGAGUGCAAUCACGCUGUGGCAGUUCCUGUUGCAGUUGCUGCUGGACCACAAACAUGAGCACUUGAUCUGCUGGACAUCGAACGAUGGUGAAUUCAAGCUCCUCAAAGCCGAAGAAGUGGCCAAGCUGUGGGGACUGCGGAAAAACAAGACAAACAUGAAUUACGAUAAGCUGAGCAGGGCCCUGCGCUACUACUAUGACAAGAACAUCAUCAAGAAGGUGAUUGGGCAGAAGUUUGUGUACAAGUUCGUCUCCUUCCCGGAGAUCCUGAAGAUGGAUCCGCACGCGGUGGAGCUCAGCCGGGAGGGCCUGCUGCUGCAGGACGGCGAGGGCAAGGGCCCCAGCGGCGAGGGCCGGGAGGCGCACAGGCACGGCCUGGCAGCACUCAAGAGCGCCAGCCGCAACGAGUACAUCCACUCGGGCCUGUACUCCUCCUUUACCAUCAACUCGCUGCAGCACGGCCCCGAGGCCUUCAAGGCCAUCAAGACCGAGAAGCCCGACGAGCCACCCGAAGAUGGUGCCUCCCUGGACGAGGUCCGGACUGUCAUCAGGUUUGUGACCAACAAGAGCGACAAACACAGCACCAGGCCCGUGGUAUCCCUGCCCUCCACGUCGGAGGCUGCGGCUGCCUCCGCCUUCCUGGCCUCGUCCGUCUCCGCCAAGAUCACCUCUCUCAUGCUGCCCAGCGCUGCCGCCAGCAUUUCCUCCUCGUCGCCCUCCUCCUCAUCCCGGUCCCCAUCCCUGUCUCCCACCUCACCCCUCCCCUCUGAACACAGAGGCCUCUUCCUCGAGGCAGCCUGCCAUGACUCGGAUUCCCUGGAGCCCUUGAACCUGUCGGCGGGCUCCAAGACCAAGUCUCCGUCUCUGCCCCCAAAGGCCAAAAAGCCCAAAGGCUUGGAAAUCUCCGCGCCCCCGCUGGUGCUGUCCGGCACCGACCUAGGCUCCAUUGCCCUCAACAGCCCAGCUCUCCCCUCGGGCUCCCUCACCCCAGCCUUCUUCACUGCACAGACACCAAAUGGACUGCUUCUGACCCCGAGCCCACUGCUGUCCAGCAUCCACUUCUGGAGCAGCCUCAGCCCCGUUGCUCCAUUGAGUCCUGCCCGGCUGCAAGGGCCAAACACGCUGUUCCAGUUCCCUACACUGCUCAACGGCCACAUGCCAGUGCCGCUCCCCAGCCUGGACAGAGCUGCUUCUCCAGUACUGCUUUCUUCCAGCUCCCAGAAAUCCUGAUGACAUCUGGCCACAAUUAAAGACUCAUUAACAGACAAACAAAUUUGUCCCGAGGGGCUAGUUUACCUGUGUCUUGAGAAGGACAUUGUGAAACCCCAUUAAUUUGGUUUGCACUUUUCACAACAUAGUUUAUGUUAGCAUUUUGAAAACUGGUUUUUUUAUAUAUUCAAGUAUAUAUGGAAAUCUUUUGCAUUAAGUGAAUUUUAAUGUCUCUUUUUAUACCCUCUUAGCUCUUUAUGUGGUGGACACUGUUGACAGUGAAGAACCUUUCCUAAUGGUUUUCAGUAGAACUAAUCAGGAUGUGAAGCUUAUUUCCUCUAAUUCUGCAUAUGCUGAACUGUGCUUGUAACACCCUAUAACCAGCUGUGCCUUCCUUUGCAUUUAGAUUAUGUAAAUGAUUUCUAUUUUUUAGUAUUAAGAAAAAAAUGUCUGAAAGACAAAAAUUAGUUUCAAACAGCUCUAGUAGAAUUUCAUUAUUUUCACAAGUAGGCAAUAUGAAAGCAUACUCAUAUCACUUUUUUUGCUUUCAAUUGUGUAAGAAUUGCCUUAGAAUCUUUUUGAACUGAAACUCAGUAAAUGUAAUAUCCAAUAAAACAAGCCAUAUUUAGACAGUAAGCAUUUAUGAAAGAAAAUGUUCCCAAGCGCAUUUUUAAAGAAAUGAACUUAGAUGCCUCUCAAACAAAAAUGUUGAGUUUCCUGAAGUUCCUGCUAUCAUCAGCCCCUAGAACAUUACCAAGUUUGUAUAAUCUUACUUUUAAAACUAGCCCUGCUUCUCCCAAUUUCCCAGACUCACACCCAGCUGACAUUUACCAUGUUCCAGCUCCAGACUCCGACUGAAUUCAAACAAUUUUUCUUACAUCAGGCAUCAUUACAAUUUUUCAUGGAUCCAAAAAUUCAUUUAACACACAAUUGGAAGUCCUGAGGCCUAUUAGUAUGGAGAGGUGUCAGAUACACUACUUAAUGAUUUAUUAAAUUUAUGCUGAGGAUGAAGGAAAUUAUAAAAUAUUACUCUGAAGGAAGCUUACUUUAUUUGGAACACUAUUUCUGUUGAGUGCUGUGGUUUAAGUGCAGCGAUGAGAGCCUUUUUGGCCUUCCUUCAGAAAAAUCGGGCAGCAUUUCAGAGGCACCACAGCAGUACCUAGGCAGGAAGGGUAACUGUAAUCCUUAACUCCAAGUAACAGAAACCAGUUUGAAAUGUGACCGAAUAAUCCAAUCCAGGUACUAAAUGACAGGGAUUAUUACAAAGAGGAAGGGAAGUUGGAAACCAAUUUUCACUUAAAUUCCCAAGAAAUUUAACAACUGUCACUUCAUAUGGAAAUGACCUAGGAUUUUCCAAAUGGAAAUAAGUAUCUUUGUUGGGAGUGUGAGCUCUUAUCAAGAGAAGGAAAAACACUCCCUAAUAUGCCCCUCUAACUAAAGUAAUAGGACUGCUUCCAAAACUCACAAGUAGAUGACAACACUGUCACCCCAUCCCAGGCUAAAGGGCUUGCAUUAACAAAGGGAGGUGGUUCAGGGUGCUGGUAGUUACAGAACAUGAAGAGUCAUGAGGGGUCUUGGAUAAUGCCUCUUACAGUUCCCAGGUCAGAACAGACCUAUGCAUAAACGCAGGGGUUGCCUGAGGCCACAAAGCUUUGAAGACAGAAUCAUGAUCAUGUUCAGUCUGACCCUCCGUCUGCAGUACCUUGCUAUAGAUGGUUACUGGCCCAAAACGUGUUAGGUUAAAGCAUUAGACUCUAAAAUGGGAGAAUCUCUAAACGAAAUUAAUGUGGAGAAAAAUACCCACAUCCAAAAUGUCUUUAGAACUUUAAAAUAUAAAACCUGAUUGGAAAUUUAGUCUAAAUUCUUUUUUUCUCGAUAUAUUGUGAUUAACAUGUACUCUACAACAUAAAGAUGGAAAAAAUGCCAUUCUUGGGCCAAUAUACUAUAGCUCAAAGAGACAGAGUAUUGAAAUAUAACUUACAGCUCUGCCUCAUUCUCCUUUUUAAGUAGGCAGAAAUUAGGCUUCAAAGAAUGCUAGAUACCCUCCUGUGUUUUAGUCUGCUUGAUCAAUGUCAAAACUGCUAUGGCUGGAUUGUUCUGCAACUAUGAGAAAUAACCUGAACACUGUUCUUUUUGUACACCUCUUUCUAUGACUUGAAAUCUUCAUUCACUUUCAUAUAUGUAUCAUUUUUAUUGUUAUACUAUUUUUGUUCAAUAAAUACUUUGUGAUAAAAGA